Molecule: messenger RNA, 1517 nt
Organism: Gopherus flavomarginatus (Mexican gopher tortoise)
Lineage: Eukaryota; Metazoa; Chordata; Testudines; Testudinidae
Exons: 2
Coding region: 720-1517 (265 amino acids)
Source: RefSeq, a predicted model, not a curated record
UUGUCUACACCACAAAGUUGCAGCGCUGGUGAGGGGGUUACAGCGCUGCAACUUAGGAGGUGUACACACCUGCAGGGCAUUACCAGCGCUGCAACUCCCUGUUUGCAGCGCUGGCCGUACACCCGGUCGAACCUCGGGUGUAGAGGAUCCAGCGCUGGAUCACCAGCGCUGGUCAUCAGGUGUAGACACUCACCAGCAUUUUUGUUGACCUCCGUGGAAUAAGCAGGUAUCCCAGCAUACCUGAGGAAGCCUCUCUGGUAAUCAAGCAAACUUCACUGCCCUGUGCUCACCUGACCCCUCCUUUAAAUGCCCCGGGAAAUUUAAAAAUCCUCUUCCUGUUUGCUCAGCCAGGUGUGGAGUGCAAUUAAUCUAUCAAUCACUCAGCGACCAUGCCUCCACGCACCAAACGAGCCCCAGCAUGGACAAAUGCAGAGCUGCAGGACCUCCUUAGUGUGUGGGGAGAAGAGGCUGUGCAAACACAGCUGCGCUCCAGAAGGAGAAAUUAUGAUACGUAUGGUCAGAUAUCGCAGUCCUUGAUGAGAAGGGGCCAUUAACAGGACGCGUUGCAGUGCAGAGUAAAAAUUAAGGAGCUGAGGAGUGCGUACUGCAAAGCCCGUGAGGGAAAUCGCCGCUCAGGAGCUGCCCCCACAACCUGCAGGUUUUACAAGGAGCUGGAUGCCAUACUUGGGUGUGACCCUACCGCGAAUCCUAGGAGCACGAUGGAGAGUUCAGAGCAGGGAGAAGUGGGGGAUGGUGUAGAGGACGGAGACAGUGAGGCUACUGGCGUGGAGGGAGACACCCCGGAGUCCCAGGACACAUGCAGCCAGGAUCUCUUCUCCAGCCCGGAGGAGGCGAGCCAGUCACAGCAGCUGGAAGCUGACGGUGAGGAGGAAGCUGAGGAUUGUGCUCGUGGGACCUUGACUACUGCAGCUGUAUCACCGCCCUCACGUAGGUUGCAGAACUUGAGACGCAAUCCUAGGAAAUCAAAAGAGGAAUUGAUCAAGUCUGUUCUGAGCCACUACAACAGGGAAAGUAGGAAGACAGAGGAAUGGAGAAGCAGUGUACAGGAGUGGAGAAAGACUGUACAUGAAUGGAGGCAAACAGAAAGCAGGAGAAAGGAAUUGUGUAGGCAAACAGAAAGCAGGAGAAAGGAAUUGUGUAGGCAAACAGAAAGCAGGAGAAAGGAAUUGUCUGCUAAAAAAACAACAAAGCAGAUGAUAAGCCUCCUGUCUCGCCAAACUGAGUCUUUCGAGUCUCUUGUAGCCAUGCAGACAAAUAUGUACCGUGCUAACCCACAGCCCUCCCAAAGCCCUCUUCCUUGUCACCCUGUAUAUUCACAAACCAACUUUCUCCAGCAGCCAGUUCCUUAUUAUCCCCAGCUGCCCCCAACACCUAUAAGAUCACCUACUAGCCCUGAUAACUAUAAUUCUUACCCUGUUCACUCCACCCCCAUCAUUCUGCAGCAUAGUAAUGCUGAAGUGCAACAGACAGUGAAUAUUGGUCAAAAUAGGACAUAG